AUGUCCCGCCAUCAUCCAGAUCUCGUAAUGUGUAGGAAGCAGUCAGGUAUCGCAAUCGGACGUCUCUGUGAUAAGUGCGACGGCAAAUGUCCCGUAUGCGAUUCAUACGUUCGUCCCACAACUCUCGUACGUAUCUGCGAAGAGUGCAGUUUCGGCAACUACCAAAACAAAUGUGUUGUAUGUGGAGGGGAAGGCAUUUCAGAUGCAUUCUAUUGUUUUGAGUGUACGAGAUUGGAAAAGGACCGUGAUGGAUGCCCAAAGAUCAUCAAUCUGGGUAGUAGUAGAACGGAUUUGUUCUAUCAAAAAAAGAAUUUUCGGAAUCAUUAA
Messenger RNA from Sclerotinia sclerotiorum 1980 UF-70, 327 nucleotides. RefSeq lists its product as hypothetical. Bases 1 to 327 code for a protein of 108 amino acids. Gene Ontology annotation, biological process: mRNA splicing, via spliceosome. Lineage: Eukaryota; Fungi; Ascomycota; Leotiomycetes; Helotiales; Sclerotiniaceae. Gene Ontology annotation, cellular component: catalytic step 2 spliceosome; precatalytic spliceosome; U2 snRNP. The record is from RefSeq and is a predicted model, not a curated record. The transcript has 3 exons.